This is a messenger RNA of Tilletiopsis washingtonensis, 963 nucleotides long. Its product is annotated as DnaJ-domain-containing protein. Gene Ontology annotation, molecular function: protein-folding chaperone binding; protein folding chaperone. The record is from RefSeq and is a predicted model, not a curated record. The coding region runs from base 79 to 864 and encodes 261 amino acids. The transcript has 4 exons. Lineage: Eukaryota; Fungi; Basidiomycota; Exobasidiomycetes; Entylomatales. Gene Ontology annotation, cellular component: cytoplasm; nucleus.
CCUGCCUCGCGACCACAUCCAUCUAGUUCACAGCUCCAGCCUGCCGGCUGCAGCGCAAGCGCUGGGCGGCUGCCUAGCAUGUCCGACUGUCCCUAUGCCGAGCUCGGCGUCGCGCCCUCGGCGUCGCAGCGCGAGAUCAAGGUGGCCUACCGCGCACGCGCUCUCGAGACGCACCCUGACCGCGCACAAGCGGACGACAAGGAGGCCAGCGCCGAGCGCUUCAAGCGCGUCUCACGCGCGUACGAGACGCUCUCCACGCCCGCGCUGCGAGCCGAGCACGACGCCCGGGCUGCGUCGGCAAGCUCAUACGGCGAGCCAUCUGACAGGAGCUACCGGCGUGCGCCACAGCAGCGAGACCCGUUCGAGCUCUUCAAUGCCUUCUUCCACUCGGACUACGGCGCCCCAGCGCCGCCGCCGGCCUCGCGCAGCUUCUUCAGCGGGCCCGAAGACUUCUUUGGGCCGCCGUUCUCCGCAUUCGCUCCGCCACGCCGCGAUCCGUUCGAUGACCCCUUCUUUGCCAACCACCGGCGCAUGGCCGAGUCGUUUGGCUUCGGAUUCGGCGCACCAGGCUUCGGCAGCAGCGGCAGGUCCGCCGCGCCCUUUGCUGGCUUCGAGAGCGCGCAGUCCUCUUCGCACAGCACGUCGUGGGGCGAGAGCUACAGCACGAGCUCACGGACCGUGAAUGGCCGCACGCAGACGGAGACCACACGCCGCGAUGCGCAGGGCAACGAGACGACGCACAUCGUGGCGCCCGACGGCCAGCAGUGCGUCUUUUUCAACGGCAUGCUGCAGAGCGACCAUCCUCUCCUGCACCAGCGGGCCGACCGCUCGGGCUGGGCCAGUGCCCUGCCGUUCUGGCGCUGAGCCCCGCGCACGCACCACUUCGGCCUGCGUCUUGCAAGGCCAACGCCAAGCACCGUUCCCUAGUCACGAUCUAUCAAUACCACAGGCUUCUCACUCGUG